UUAACGCAUUCACAGUUCGCUACGCGGCAGUGCAGCUCGUACGCUUAAGUUCACGUAGACCUUAUUUACAAACAAAACAAACAUGAAGAUCACAGCUCUAUUCAUGAUGGUGAUGGCAGUGCUCGCCAUGUUCAUCGGUGCUGGUCAGGCCAACCCUGCCCCUAAGGUUCCUGUCAAGCAGGUCGCCAAAGUUGUGGGCAAAGGACUGAAGGUCAUCAGCGCCGCGGGGACAGCCCACGACGUCUAUAGGAGCAUCAAGGACAGAAGGGGCUGAGAAGAAUAAUAAAUUAUGUCUUAGAUUAAAAUAUUAUACUACUUAUUUGUAACUUGUAAGACGGUGCCAAAUAUUUUAUUAAAAUUAUAUUUGCUUUAAACAUAA
This is a messenger RNA of Ostrinia furnacalis (Asian corn borer), 379 nucleotides long. RefSeq names its product moricin-like. The record is from RefSeq and is a predicted model, not a curated record. Lineage: Eukaryota; Metazoa; Arthropoda; Insecta; Lepidoptera; Crambidae. Gene Ontology annotation, cellular component: extracellular region. Gene Ontology annotation, biological process: defense response to bacterium. The transcript has 2 exons. The coding region runs from base 83 to 274 and encodes 63 amino acids.